UUUAGCUGCCGCGGUCGAGACUGGAGAUAAUAGCUGCCGGAUACUCUCAUUCAAAGAGGAAUUUACACAAGCUUUCUUGAAUCUCUUCCCAGCAACCCUUCAAAAUGAACUUCUGUUAGCUACGCAGAUUGCAGAUCUCAGAUUCCUUGUCCCGUCGACGCCACUAGCAUAAAUUUCCCGUCGGGACGCCACACAAAAUUUCUCUGCCAUAAAAUGUCGUUUGACGGAUUUCCUCCUUUCAUCUCCGCUCAGCUUCAGUACCUCCUCGCCCACUAUCCUCAGCUCAUCAAGGUUGAGCAGGUGUGGUCAGGUAGCAAGUAUUUCCCCGGAAGUCUUGAUCGGUUCACGUUGCUUAUCCCCUACUGCCUGGACUAUCUUAGAUGGGAUAUUAUAUACAAUGUAGAAUUUCCACUAGCUGCCCCGGAUGUUAUUUUUGGACCUGAAGACGAAAAUUUUCACCCAUUUCAUGAUCUGGGUGGCGAGGGAGGAGAUUUGAGGUUAGUCAAGAAUAGUUUGACAGAUUGGAACAACAAAGAUCCUGCACGGCUAUUGGCUCUUAUUGAGGAACUGAGGGAUAAAUACAUGUCUUACCAAAAGAAACGUGUUGGAGAAGUUGAUGAUGAUCGAUUGAAGUUUGAAAUUAGCACUAUUUUAUCUAGGGAGGGGAUUGAAAUGCAUAUGAGUUCAGGUGUUGAAAAGGCAGAGGAGGUAAAAUUUGCAGUGCCCUUAAUGGACAUGAAUAUAAAUAAAAUGGUACUUGCAUGUCCCUGGAGGCAUCCACAAAGGAUAUACUUACAGGUUGUGUAUCCUGUUGGUAGAAAGUAUGUAUCUGCGCCUUCAGCACCGCGUCUGAAGUUGAUGUCCACUGCUGAGUUGAAAGCUCUAUUUUCCAUUGAUGAUGUCAAACUUCCUCCAUGGUUGGAUGGAAUGUGCUUGGCUGAAUAUCUACCCCAUCUAGAACAACUGCUUCAGAGACAGGUCUCAGAGGCAGUUUCCUUAAUUGAUGUCAGGAGGCGCUUUAUUGAGGCUUUAGCCCCGCUGUUUGGAAGGCCACUAGAAGCUGAUCCAGUCUUUUGCAGAAAAGCUACAUUUCUUUCUGCCUCUGGACCAUUUACUCUCCUGGUGCAUUUUUUCCUCUCUACUCAGUUUCCAAAACAGCAGCCAUCUCUGAUGCUUCAAAGUACUCAGCAUUUCAAUUCUCAUGGUGCACCAGCCAAGUCACCUCUUCUGAAUGAUUAUCCAUGGAGUCCAAGAUGGGAAGUAUCUCAAAUGGCAGAGCGUGUCUUCGACUUUUUGGUGGAUGAGUCGGUAAACUUCAAAAGGCAGUGCAACGAAUCUCAACUUCAACACUAAGAUGAAUAUUCUGCGAGACUGCAAUUGCAUCGUACAUUCAAGUUGCCUCAUCUGAGCUUUUUGUAUGUACUCUAAUAUCAUUAUGGAUUGCUGCAGUAACCUUGUAUUGUAAUAGUUUAAUGCCUGAUAACCUUACUAAUCAUCCAAAAAUGCAUUACCAAUUAAGUUUCAUUUACA
Molecule: messenger RNA, 1530 nt
Organism: Manihot esculenta (cassava)
Lineage: Eukaryota; Viridiplantae; Streptophyta; Magnoliopsida; Malpighiales; Euphorbiaceae
Product: BRISC and BRCA1-A complex member 2
Exons: 13
Coding region: 214-1353 (379 amino acids)
Biological process (GO): double-strand break repair
Cellular component (GO): BRCA1-A complex; BRISC complex
Source: RefSeq, a predicted model, not a curated record